GCACAUUUGACGCAGAUAAUGGUAACAAUGCAUGUCAUAUGAUCGUGUUUGGGCUGCACCAGCUGCAAUUUCUUUGCAGCACCAUGCCGGGGCUCUGUUGUUGUUCAGACUGAAUAUUGGACGAUGGGGAUCCAACGUGGGCAGGCCUUAUUGGCACUGUCUUCUGGCACAGGCAGACUGCUUUUAGUCUGUACGGCGUGUCUGCUGGGCGCUGUGGCCAUUUCGGAAUUGUUCAGGCCCACGCUCUUGCUCGUUGGCGAUGUGACAGUGGAUGUGGUGGAUGGUAAAAGGGCCUUGGGAGGUGCUAUAUCUUAUGCAGCAGCAGUAGCCAGUGCGUAUGGCAUUCGCGCAUGCGUGGUGACAGCUGCAGGACCGGAUGCAGAUCUGUCAGUAUUCCGGGGCCAUGAUCUGCAUGUGAUCUCUACAAACAACACCCUCACCUUUGAGCACUCCUACACUUGGUGGGGCAACAAGCGGAAGCUGCGCGUGACGGCGACGCCUAAUGUGACGCUGAGGGUGGAGCAUGUUCCGCCGCACUGCCGCCGCGCGCGCACCGUGCUGCUCGGGCCGCUCACCCCUGAUGAUCUGGACGCCGCCAGCUUCAUCCGGCACCGCCAGGGGGUGUGGGAUCGCGCGACGGGGUUCCGGCAGGCGGUGGGGCUCAUGGCGCAGGGGCAGCAGCGAAGCCUGGACGCCUCCGGCCGCGUCUCUCCUUCCAAGGAGCCCAGCCCCCAGCUCCUGGAGGCGUUGGGCCCGCGGACGUCGGUGUUUCUGUCGGAUGUGGAGACUGAUGUGUGGCCGCCGGGGCUAGUCAACGAGCUGGCCAGCGGGUCCGCGCGCUGGCUCAUCACCCGCGGCGAGUUUGGCGCUGAUGAAGUCGUCGGCAACUCCUCUGUGCACCUCCCACCGGAGAAGGUGGCGGCGGUGGACACGAAUGGGGCGGGAGACACGUUUGCGACGGCGUACAUGCUGGCGCUGGCGCGGCGCGCGGGCAGCCCGGGGGCGGUGGCCAACUGGGUGGCCAGCCGCGCGGUGAUGCAGGCGCAGGCCUGCAAGCCCCAGUGCGUCCUAGAUGGCAUCGUGCUUGGAUCCUCCUACGCGCAGUACCGGCAGUGGGUCCGCACGCAGGCUGAUAGAGCGUCGCGUACAAUAAUCACACCAGUGACAGCUGCCCUGCGGCCUGUGACACAGCGGGUGCAGGGUGGCUUCGCAGCCUUUGUCAGCAAGUAUUCCUCUGGCAAGGGCGGCGCUUCUUCUGCCGGGGAGACAGGCCUCAACGCAGCUCCCUCUGCAUUGGGCGGUUAUGCGGCAGCAUUCAAUGGGACCCAGCUGUUUCUGCGGGGUGUCGUAGAGAGUUUCGGGGCCAAUGGCAUGAAUGGCCUCCUGCAGAAUGCGCUCAGCAAAAUCAGGGCCAUUCUGCAUGCCUGAAAACGGGCACCUCAGUGGUCAGGAGUCAUUACUCUAUGUCCGUCCAGUAGGCCCUAGCUGUAACGGUGGCGCAAGUGUUCUGGUGCUGAAGUGAGGGAGUCAUUGCCAUGUGAGAGCGGUGAGGAGCAAUCUCAUUGCCUGCUUGAACCGUGCCUGUGUCUGUCUUGCUGCUUCACCAAUCGCUUAGCGCUACUCCCAUGUACCACCAUAAGAGCAAUGCAGGCACACCUGGCCGCAUGUCGGGUCCGUAGAAGUCCUUUCCUUCUACAGACCCAGAUUCGUGCCAGUUCAAGACUAGUUCAAGAUAAGUAGCAUAGUUUGUAGGUAGACAGAAGGUUUUCAUGCGCUUGCCACAAGUGUGCAGCGUCCGUGGAUGAGAGAAGGGAUUUGCAGACAUGGUGUAGUCACCAUGCAUGCUUCCUUAUGUGGCAGAUUGAUUGUGUGGUGCUGAUUGUGUGGACAGUGCCUGCUUGUGACUCAGGGUCAAUCUUGGAUGUAGCUCCAUGUGGUCGCAAUGAAGCUCAGAAAAAGGCUGACCCAUUGAAUCAAGGUGCAACCAUGGAUAUAAAUAGCUUCAAGCC
Messenger RNA from Coccomyxa subellipsoidea C-169, 2009 nucleotides. RefSeq names its product Ribokinase-like protein. Bases 124 to 1428 code for a protein of 434 amino acids. Lineage: Eukaryota; Viridiplantae; Chlorophyta; Trebouxiophyceae; Coccomyxaceae. The record is from RefSeq and is a predicted model, not a curated record. The transcript is spliced from 8 exons.